Ramularia collo-cygni is the source of this 864-nucleotide messenger RNA. RefSeq lists its product as uncharacterized. The record is from RefSeq and is a predicted model, not a curated record. Bases 1 to 864 code for a protein of 287 amino acids. The transcript is spliced from 3 exons. Lineage: Eukaryota; Fungi; Ascomycota; Dothideomycetes; Mycosphaerellales; Mycosphaerellaceae.
AUGGCUGUCAUCCGUCAGCAUACACCGGUCAGUCCCGAACCACCUGCACACCUCCUUUCGCAGCCCAUGAUCACACGAGGAAAACAACACAGAUUGGAUGAUCAGUUCAACGACCUAUUCACCGAAUGGUACUUCUUGGACCUGGACGCCAAACGCGUCUUGGCUGGUAAUAUUGUGGAAACAAUCAUUGUGGAUCCCUCCAACUGGUACAAGGAACAUGUGCGUCUCUUGAUUGCCCGCAAUGUGGCCGAGGACGAUGACCCAGAAGAUGAUACUCGAGCCGUCCGUAGAACCCCGAACAAGAGUGAUCCAGCUUGGUACCCAGGCAGCGAAGCCAGGGCUGCUCGGAUUGCCAAGCAGCGUCAGCUUGCACGCGCUUCCUCACCCUCUACUCCUUCCAGGGGCACACGACAGGUCGAAGUGGUGCCUUCGGUUGAAGUCAUCAAUCACGAUGACGAUGCUGGCGAUGAACAAGACUCGCCCGUUCCUUCCGUGCAACGGAGACUCUUCACACUGCCAACACCUGCCGCGACUCCGGCUCCUGCUCAAACCAGAGAUGAGCACAACUCAGGCGUGGGUGAAGAGGUCGAUUCUUCUCUGGUAGGCGAGCAAACCAAUCAACUAAAGGCACGCAUUGAUGAGCUGCACACGCAUAUGGAGGUCACGAGGCAGAGCUUGCAAGCGGCGUUGUMGAUAUCGGAUAUAGACACGUCCGAAGCCCAGGCAAUCCAGGCCAAGUUGCAGAUGGUGACCAAGAGGCUAUCGGCGCUGGGCGAUCACUAUCUUGAUGCUCUUUACGGAGACGCCAGACUCGUCAGUGAGGCUGAGGGAGGCAUGGAAUCUGUUGUGGAUGCUGAUGAGUGA